AUGAGCAGUACCUUCGAGUCUAUCACUCAAGCUACUUUGGACAUGGGUUAUAGCCUUUCGGAGUCCUUUGGCACUCGAGGUGAUCCCUUGGGUUGCUUUGAUGCAAUGCCUGUUUCUAGCAUUGGAUGGGUAGUGACUUCUUUUGUCGAACUGCUUCUCUUCCUUCCGGUUCUCUGCCAGUGGAAGAGUUUACAAAUGAGGAAGACCAAGCUACCAAUGCGUAUCUCAGGACAUGGUCCACUAAAGGCACAGGAUGUUAUGACAUUAAUGGCAAGAGACUCUAUUGUAUAUUUUGCUGUGAUAAUAUUGUGUUGUCUUCUUCCUACCAUUAUAUAUUUUACUUCUGAAGGAUUGGAUAACAGUGGUGUCCAUUUAAGUUACAGCAUUGUGGUCUUCUUUGAAGACACAGCAUUGGAGUCAAAUGCAUACCAAACAAUCGUGAUAACAAUUAUGACAAUCCUUGCUCCGAAGAUGCUCAUCAACCUUCAGGCAGAGUAUUAUGGUCUGGUUUGGAUAAUUGCAACUGAGCUUUCUUGGGACAUCCAGUUUGCUGAGCUGUCUGGUGUACAGAUUGCAGAUGAAGUGCAGAGUGCUGAUAAUGCAGAGACUGUUGAUAGAGUCGUGGAAUGA
This is a messenger RNA of Fomitiporia mediterranea MF3/22, 630 nucleotides long. RefSeq lists its product as uncharacterized. The transcript has 3 exons. The record is from RefSeq and is a predicted model, not a curated record. NCBI's taxonomy places the organism in Eukaryota, Fungi, Basidiomycota, Agaricomycetes, Hymenochaetales, Hymenochaetaceae. Bases 1 to 630 code for a protein of 209 amino acids.